Messenger RNA from Zingiber officinale, 1898 nucleotides. RefSeq lists its product as uncharacterized. The coding region runs from base 522 to 1445 and encodes 307 amino acids. The transcript is spliced from 2 exons. The record is from RefSeq and is a predicted model, not a curated record. NCBI's taxonomy places the organism in Eukaryota, Viridiplantae, Streptophyta, Magnoliopsida, Zingiberales, Zingiberaceae.
UAAUUCGUGGUGGACCUCCGCGAGCGAGGGGUCGGAUUGGAGGAGAGAGAGAGUUGAUAUAUCGGCACAGGCGGAGGAGGGAGUCAAUGGUCGACGACUCCGACACUUGUACGGCGUCUCCGCCAAGAAGACGUAGCGCAUAGCGAAGGGGAAGAAAGAAGGAUGGGGCAUGCGUCUGGGUCCUGCUUCUCGCCGCGCCUUUUAGUUUGACGACGACGACGCCGUGAUCAGCGAGCGUGGAACGUGCUAGGAGAAGGGUUUGGAUUGGUCGACGCCGAUUCCGAAAGUUGAUGAUAGCAAAAUGGUGAUUUCUUUUUAAGGUUCUUCUCGAUUUCGGCCGGAAGAAUCGGAGUAGUAUUGAUGCUAGAAAUGCUCGUCCGCGACUGAAUGGGCGAGGAAUCGAUCUUUGUAGUUUAAGGACAUAUAAAUCCUGGUGUUGGAGUUCGAUCGCUGGUGUGCUUGUUGUAGAUUCUUCGGUGCCAGGCCGGUGGGAGGGGAUUUCUGGAGUUCUGUGAUAAAAGAUGGAUCUACGAAUCGAAGGUAGAGAGAUUCGGCGAAGUGUAACGCUGUCGGAGCAAUUAUCUGUCAACGACUCCUCCAGUCUCCGGGACCUCCUCAAGCAACGGGAAGAGGAGGUGACGCGCCUCUCCUGGCGCGAUUCAUUGACGCUGGAAUCGGCUAUCGGGUGCGAAGAGAAAGAUGAUUCCGCCACCUCUGGUGGAGACGGCGUCGGCGGAAGGACGCUUCUUGAUAUCAUCCUACAAGAGCAAGAGGCUAACGGCGUGGCGGCGGCGGACAGGGACUCCAGCAACUCCGCCGCGUGGAGGACCUUAAGGGACCAUUUUCGUCUCCAAAGUGACGGCUCCGCCUCCCUUGGCCAGCUUUUUCCAAUCUCGAACCCUGAGGCAGUUGACUCCGGCCACCCCAGUGUCCUCGUCUCCCCGUCCCCCUCAGACUCCAAUCUUAACUCAGAGCUUGCGGUCAAUGCCGUGGCAGCUGCGGGAGAGACCCCACCACAACCACAACUACCCUUGACCAGCGAAGAGGGAAACGAAGUCAUCAAUGCCGGUGAAGACUCUGAUCCGAGCGGCGGCACGGUAUUGACCGCCCCAGCUUCUGAGCCCGAGGAGGAGGAGGAAGAGGAGCCGGCUAGAGUGUCCUUGAUGGCGCUACUGGAGCAGACCGACCGUCAAUGGAGCGGAAGCGGGAUGGAGGGGCUAUCCCUGGUGACAGCGGCGGCCGAUGCGGCGGUGGAGGACGAGGCGGAGAGCGGCGGAGGAGCUACGUCGUUUAUGUGUUGUGUAUGUAUGGUGAGGCACAAAGGAGCAGCCUUUAUCCCCUGCGGCCACACCUUCUGCCGCAUCUGUUCGCGCGAGCUCUGGAUCAUCCGUGGCAGCUGCCCUCUCUGCAACCGUGAAAUUCUUGAGAUCCUCGACAUCUUCUAAUGCCUCCUUCCAUUCUCCAUUUCCGGCCACCGUCACUGCCAAAUCUAUGGUCAUUGCUCCUCUUGCGGUAAUCUAAUACAUAGUUUUUGAUCAGGGAUACCAAACUGGAAAUUGAUAUCCAAGCUAAUGAUUUUAAUGUUCUACUUGAUUCCUAUUUAAUGCCAUUGGAGCUGUAUUCUUGUCAUGCAACUUUACAAUUUAUUUGUGAUAAUGGUGAUUAGCUAAAUUAGUUAUGAUUAUAUGAUCAAUUUGAUCCCCUUCUGAUGAACAAUUUGUUAAACAUGUAAAGGAUUCAUGUUUGUGCUUGUCUUAGUGAUGUUGAGCUUUUGUUUGGAGUACUUGUUACCAUGUUAGGGUUUGUUGAUUCUCAAGAGUUGUAUUCUCCAAUUGUACUCUUGUAACAUUUGUAGAUCCAGAACCAAAUCACAUAAAUCUCUCGCGUUUUUUAUUGUU